Messenger RNA from Plasmopara halstedii, 189 nucleotides. RefSeq lists its product as uncharacterized. The transcript is spliced from 2 exons. Bases 1 to 189 code for a protein of 62 amino acids. The record is from RefSeq and is a predicted model, not a curated record. Lineage: Eukaryota; Oomycota; Peronosporomycetes; Peronosporales; Peronosporaceae.
AUGGACAUCGGCGUGUAUUAUCCGAUCUUUCACACAGAGGCGGGGCUGACAGCUCAGCGUCAUGCGAUUACGUUCUACGUUCAAGUUUCAAAAAUGAGUACACAGCAUCGAGAGGCAUCAAAUACUCUCUUUAGGGCGCGAAACAAUUGUUCGUUGCCUAAGCAGGGCGGCCGACUGGAUUUAAGUUGA